This is a messenger RNA of Saccoglossus kowalevskii, 965 nucleotides long. RefSeq lists its product as uncharacterized. NCBI's taxonomy places the organism in Eukaryota, Metazoa, Hemichordata, Enteropneusta, Harrimaniidae. The record is from RefSeq and is a predicted model, not a curated record.
UGACAAACAUCGGAACCUGUUGACACCGAGAGAUUUCUUGAGAUAUUAAUAUCAUGGCAAUUAUAGGAGAUGUUGCUGUUGUGAACAUGCGAUCAUUCCUUAUAUCAGUAACAUGGACGUACUUGCUCCAGCUGUUGUGCGCAAUAUGCAAUACAACAGGGCAAUGUACAGAUCCUGGGAUACCAGAUAACGGCUUUAUAAUAUCGCCCCUCAACUCAACUUUUCCUGUAAAUAAAAACACCACUUUUCAGUAUGGUUGUAACAUUAAUUACACUAUGUAUAGUUCAGACGUAAUCACGUGUAUCGACACGACGUGGGACAAGCAAUUACCAUUCUGUACAAUUUUUCAAAAUGUUGGCACGGGAGGACAAACAGCUUACCAAAGCAGCUAUCCUAAAGCAUGGGCGAAGGCUAAAUCAGCAUUGGACGGUGACUUCGAGUCGUUUACUCCGACUUCCGAGGAGUACUCACCAUGGUGGUAUGUGGACUUGGGAGGGAGCUAUGAUAUACAUCACGUGAUGAUUGGCUGCAAGGAUAUAAGCUGGUUUUUUAAUAAGCAGAUCGGAUCAGUCGUCAGAGUCGGUUUUGAUGAGACUUUCACCAACAACCAGCAAUGCGGCCCAACGGUCAGUGACAGUAUAUUUACAGCCGACUACAACAACCCAAUAAUGCUAGACUGUGGGGGACCAAUAGCAGGUCGUUAUGUAAGUGUAUCACGGGAAGGUAUAACUGAUAAACUCGCCUUGGCAGAAGUUAUGGUGCUUGCGAUAGGCACGUGUGACAUCGAUCCCGGUAUCCCAGCGAACUGUAAUCGUACAAGCGACCCUGUUCUCCCAACAUAUGUGGGAGGUCCGUCAUUAAAAUAUGAGUGUGACGAUGGAUACACCAUGUAUGGGGAUUCUGUCGUUGAGUGUGUUGCUGGAUCUACAUGGUCGUCUCCGCCCCUCUGUACAGGUAAUUGUUGA